AUGCGGUACCACAUCCGGCGUCGGUCUGGCUCGGACGAGCACGGCCGAGUCGGUCUCUCGUUCGGUCCCGACGUACAAGCGCAGCUGCAAACUAACAGAACAUAUGCUGUACAUUCGUCACGACUGACAACUAACGAAAAUUCCGUUAGCGCCUUGUGGGGCUCGAAAUGUGCGAAAUCUAGAGCGAUCGACAGAACUGAAGGGACUAACAUCUCGACCCGGACACGACAGACUGGCAAUGCGGACAACGAGGAUGUGGAAAAACGAAGUAAGAAUGGGACAUUACGCGCAUUGGUGCAUUGUCGCAUUGUCCGCGGGCAGUCGCAAGUCGGGCCUUGGAAGCGCCGACGUUUUGCAAUGCGCCGUUCUCGACAGUUGAAAAUGGAGGACUUCCCCAACCGCGUCCGACAGCUGCUGGAUUUUAUGCGUCGCUUUACACUCCUCUACCCGAGGUGCAACAGUCACCACGCCAAAUCUGCCACUGUCGCCACGAACACCACCAACACCACUAAGCCACUAGCCCAACUGCCCACUAACACCAACAUCUGCGGCUACUUCAGCACCAGGCCAGGGUGCACAACAUCUCGUCCUCAUCAAACAGCUUCAUUUGCACGUCAAGUUCACAUCGUUUCCACCCACGGUCCCCCAGUCCGUCCACGCUUGUCUCGCUUUGUACCUGCGUGCUACGACUGCCCACCGACCCAGCUUUGCUUCCACAACAGCCAUCUGGAGCGUCCCCGUCACACAACCGAACAGGUGUCAGGUUCAUUUAUUACUGUUAUUAUCCCGGGCAACACAUAUAGCCGCUGUGCUGUCCUCUUCUUCACGGCACCUCCUUUUUUUAUUUGCAGUCUUCUCCUCACAAUGGCGUUUCUCGCCUCGUCUGCACGCAUUGGCCUCCGUCCUCUUGUUCAACACCAAACUUCCCCGUCACGACACCUCGCCUCACAGACCAGAACCGCCAUACACAGCCAUUCCCUGUCAUCACCGCCGCGCCCAACCGCCCCUAUGAGCGCCUCUGUUCUCUUCGCUGCCGCGGCCGUCGCGGUGGGCGCCUACGUUGCAUACACGUGGACGUCGUCCACCGCCCAGGCCGAGGCGCCGGGCGGCAAGCCCCCGUUUGCCAGCUUCGGGUUCCGCACGCUGACGCUCGCCAGCAGCGAGACGGUGAACCACAACGUCAAGCACCUGCGGUUCGACCUGCCGGAUCCCAAGACGCCGAGCGGGCUGACCGUGACGUCGGCCCUGCUGUCCAUUACCUUUCCCAACGGCCGGUGGCUGCCGGUGCUGCGGCCGUACACGCCCAUCAACGACACUGAUGACCUCGGCCGCAUUGACUUUUUGAUCAAAAAAUACCCCGACGGCAAGCAGUCCUCCUACAUGCACAGCCUCCAGCCGGGCGACGCCGUCACCUUCUUCCGCAUCCCCGGCUACAGCUGGACCCCCAACGAGCAGCCGCACGUGGCCCUCGUCGCCGGCGGCCAGGGCAUCACCCCCUGCUACCAGCUGCUGCGCGGCAUUCUGCGCAACAGCAGCGACCGCACCAACGUGACGCUCGUCUGGGGCGUCAACACCGAGGCCGACCUGAUCCUGGACAAGGAGCUGGCCGCCCUGCAGGCGCAGUACCCCGGCCGCCUGACGACGCAGUAUGUCGUGAGCACGCCGUCCACGAGCGCUGCGUCGUCCACGUCCUUCAAGAGCGGCCACGUCACGAGCGCGGUGCUCAAGGCUGCUGGCGUCUCGGCGGCCGACGGCAUAGGCAAGGUGUUUUUGAGCGGACCUCCCGCCAUGGAAAAGGCACUGUUGGCGCGCGACGGAGCGCUGGCUGAGCUGGGCUUUGGCAAGAAGGAGGUGCACAAAUUCUAG
Sporothrix schenckii 1099-18 is the source of this 1866-nucleotide messenger RNA. RefSeq lists its product as uncharacterized. Gene Ontology annotation, molecular function: cytochrome-b5 reductase activity, acting on NAD(P)H. NCBI's taxonomy places the organism in Eukaryota, Fungi, Ascomycota, Sordariomycetes, Ophiostomatales, Ophiostomataceae. The transcript is spliced from 4 exons. Bases 1 to 1866 code for a protein of 621 amino acids. Gene Ontology annotation, biological process: ergosterol biosynthetic process. The record is from RefSeq and is a predicted model, not a curated record.